CAAUACCGCCUCCCUACCAACCACCCCUCCCCUUCAUUUCUGGAUCUACCACUUCGCUCGCCAUCCAUUACCCCCAAAAACUCCGAUCUGCACUUUUCAAGAUACAGGAUUCCUUUACCCUAUUUGGUUCUCUAUCUCAUCAAUUCCCUUCUAAAGCAUCUUUACUUGUCUUAUUACCAGUUGGACAAGAAGUGGAAAGACCCCGUCGCGACUUGCUUUGUGGGGCGUCACUCAAGUUUGACCGGUUUUCCACGCUAGCACAGUAGGGCCAAACAUCGCUUGGCCCUCUUUCGACUUCUUCCACCUUUUCCCUCAUCAUCAUCAUUCCAUUUCAAGAUACCCUUCCUCCCCUCCCACCACUCUCCAUCCUUGGGCUAUAUCUUCCCAGGAGGAUUCCACGUGUUAUUCAAAUACCUCUGCACCCUUUAAUUCUCUAUUCACGCGUGUUUUCGACUCCGACUCGCAGAGACUUCGCGAGUCCUCUUAAUAUCAACAUCAUCUUGUAUGCGUCGUGACUCGCGACUCGUCCCAUCCUAACUCCUCUGAGCAGCUGCCAUUGCCUUCUGGCGAGUGUAGCUUCCUCAGGGUAACUACAUUUUCACGCGUGACUAUCAGGCUCGCCCUUUCCUUUUCUCUCAACACGUCCGCCUUUUCCCUCCCUCUUUCUUGAGACUACCACAAUGCCUGUGGCCCGUAGCCUCCGCUCCCGAGGCACCAUGAAUGAGAACGACGAGAACGGCCCUUCCACGCGUAUGACGCGGGCCAAGGCCGCGCUCAACACCGACGGUCCUGCCGAUGCCGUCAAGAAGCCUCUGCAGACCAAGCGGGCUACGACGACCACCAGCGGUACUCAGCGUCCCCGUGCCGCCCUGGGAGACGUCAGCAAUGUCAACAAGGUCGAUGCCGCGGAACUCAAGGGUGCAAAGAAGGCUGUCGCCGGUAAGGCCGGUUUGACCUCCAAGGCAACCACUCAGACUGGUGGUGUUCAGAAGCUCAGCCGCAACAACUCAUCACGAACCACUGCCCUGCAGCCUCGCGAUCCCAACCCGAAGAAGCCAGCCAACAAGCGCCCCAAGGUCGAGAAGGGCGAGCAGCAGGAGCCACCUCAUAAGAAGGGGAAGAUCGAGGUUGAGAACAAGAUCAAGGAUGAGCCUGUUGGGCAGGAUGUUGGCUUGGGUCCCGACGUGGUGGACCUUGAUACUGAGGACCUCGAUGACCCCUUGAUGGCUGCCGAGUAUGUGGUGGAGAUCUUCGACUACCUGCGCGACCUUGAAAUGACCACCCUGCCCAACCCUGACUACAUCGACCACCAACCCGAUUUGGAGUGGAAGAUGCGCGGAAUCCUGGUCGACUGGUUGAUUGAGGUUCACACUCGCUUCCGUCUCCUUCCCGAGACUCUGUUCCUCGCUGUCAACAUUAUUGAUCGUUUCCUGUCGGCCGAGGUUGUGGCCCUGGAUCGUCUCCAGCUUGUUGGUGUCACUGCCAUGUUCAUUGCCUCCAAGUAUGAAGAGGUUCUGUCUCCCCACGUCGCCAACUUCAGCCACGUCGCCGAUGAGACCUUCUCCGACAAGGAGAUUCUCGAUGCCGAGCGCCACGUCCUCGCCACCCUCGAGUACAACAUGAGCUUCCCCAACCCUAUGAACUUCCUGCGUCGCAUCUCCAAGGCGGAUAACUACGACAUUCAGACUCGUACCCUGGGCAAGUAUCUCAUGGAGAUCAGCCUGCUCGACCACCGUUUCAUGAGCUACCCUCAGAGCCACAUCGCUGCCGCGGCCAUGUACCUGGCACGCCUCAUCCUGGAGCGUGGACCCUGGGAUGCCACUCUAGCCCACUACGCCGGAUACACCGAACAGGAGAUUGACCCGGUCUUCCGCCUGAUGAUUGACUAUCUUCACCGGCCUGUCUCCCACGAGGCUUUCUUCAAGAAGUAUGCCAGCAAGAAGUUCUUGAAGGCCUCCAUCCUGACCCGUCAAUGGGCCAAGAAGUAUCACUCGAUGUACAUUGAGAGCUCCACCACGGAGCCGUACACUUUCAUCAAGGAUAGCGAACAGUAAUGAUGCCAUUUACGAUGUUAUGCUAGCCCUGUGUCGGCUCUGUCGUUGUCCUUCAUGACGAUCCCAAGGCCCUCGAGACACUGCGACCAGGGAACUUCGAAUUCCUCCAUAUUUUGGCAUUUCAUUGUGCUGGUAUCAAUUACCUCUUUGCAUAUUCUUAACGAUGACUUGAUUGAUUUGUGCGCUCUUCGGCAUUUGUCUUUUGUGACGGGUGGUGUUCGGCGCUCAGCCUUGUGGUACUGUUUGACUUCGGCUUGUGUGGUUUUUUUUUUCUUCUGCGUCUUGUUUGCAUGGGGUGCCCCGUCUCUCACCUACCCUGAUACCUUCCCAUUCUUCCUUAUUCGCGUUUGUGUGAUUGGCGUCGGACUUUUAUCUUAUCAUUUUCUUCUUUCUUCCAGUUCUUUUUCAAGAUCGGAAUAUGACCUUUUUUCGCACCCUUGGAUUUUGUCUUCAUUACUUGGGUCUCUUUUUCUCCACUGCUGUUAACCAGGUGGUUCUGCCGACUCCAGUGGCUUUUCUUUUGGUGGGAACAAAAAGGGGUUGGCUUGAUCUUUGAGGGUCUCUUGUCAUCUGGAAGGUUCAGGUUGGUGAGGAUGAAGGAGUCUUCCCCACGGAUACUAGGUGGAUUGGUUUGGAAGGAUGGGUUAAUUAUUGUCAAGGUUGUGUUCUGGCUGGGGUCUUUCCUAGAUUAGUUUUGUUCUGCGCUGGGUGCCUGGCGUGGCUUUUGGAUGCAAUUCUGAUCUUCUUUUUUGAUUCUCGCGUCUGUCUUUAAUUUGGGGGAGGUGUACAUAGGCGUCUUCUCUUCUGGAUCGGAUGCGCAGAAAAGGUCUUUUGAAUGAAUCUUUGUCUGAUUAAACUUUGUGAUUGGCCAACGUCCAUUUAGACUUAGCCGAGGUUCGUCCCUUGCAACGGACAACUGCCUGACUGACGGCAUGACUCCU
Penicillium subrubescens is the source of this 2995-nucleotide messenger RNA. Its product is annotated as B-type cyclin nimE. Gene Ontology annotation, cellular component: nucleus; cytoplasm; cyclin-dependent protein kinase holoenzyme complex. The record is from RefSeq and is a predicted model, not a curated record. Gene Ontology annotation, biological process: regulation of cyclin-dependent protein serine/threonine kinase activity; G2/M transition of mitotic cell cycle. The transcript is spliced from 4 exons. NCBI's taxonomy places the organism in Eukaryota, Fungi, Ascomycota, Eurotiomycetes, Eurotiales, Aspergillaceae. Gene Ontology annotation, molecular function: cyclin-dependent protein serine/threonine kinase regulator activity. The coding region runs from base 681 to 2054 and encodes 457 amino acids.